GCUCACUGUAACUCGGCUGAACUCAUAUCUGCUAUCAGCAUGCCCUACAACUGUUACCCUAGGAACUUCUCUUCCCGCUCUUGUGGGGGCUUCCUGCGCCAAUCGGGUGCCUUCUGUGGCUCUUCCUACCCCAGCAACCUGGUCUACAGCACGGACCUCUGCUCUCCCAGCACCUGCCAGCUGGACUCCUCCCUCUACACCGGCUGUCAGGAGACCUGCUGUGAGCCCAGCAGCUGCCAGACGUCCUGUGUGCUGUCCAGCCCCCGCCAGAUGUCCUGCUACCGCCCCAGGACCUCCUUGCUCUGCAGUCCCUGCCAGACGACUUACCCUGGAUCUCUGGGCUUUGGGUCCAGGAGCUGUUCCUCCCUGGGCUGUGGAUCCAGUGGUUUCAGACCCCUGGGUUAUGGAGGCUGUGGCUUCCCUACCUUAGGCUACGGAUAUGGAUUCUGCCGCCCAUCCUACCUGGCUUCUAGCCAGUCUUCUUGUUACAGACCAACCUACAGAUCAACCUUCUGUAGGUCAACAUGUUGAAUUUUGAGGCCCUUUAAACAAAAUGUCUCAGUCUCUACUUAGCGCGGCUUGUGUAGGCUUUUCCAGCAGUGUUGUCUAACUCCUCUCGCCUCCAGCUCUUCAUUCUCUCUCUGGAUUCAGACACUGGCUGACAAACUAGCUCUUUCAGAUUGUAAAAUUAAUGAAUGAUGAAACAUAGAGUCAAAUGUCUGUAACUUUGAAACAAGUGAUUCAUUAUCACAUAAACUCAUAAAAUGUAUGGAAGUUUGGGUUUGUUUGACCUAAUAAAUUCAUUUCC
Molecule: messenger RNA, 808 nt
Organism: Nycticebus coucang (slow loris)
Lineage: Eukaryota; Metazoa; Chordata; Mammalia; Primates; Lorisidae
Product: keratin-associated protein 13-2-like
Exons: 1
Coding region: 40-531 (163 amino acids)
Source: RefSeq, a predicted model, not a curated record